Molecule: messenger RNA, 2386 nt
Organism: Anopheles coustani
Lineage: Eukaryota; Metazoa; Arthropoda; Insecta; Diptera; Culicidae
Gene: Drat
Product: quinone oxidoreductase
Exons: 3
Coding region: 16-1242 (408 amino acids)
Biological process (GO): alcohol metabolic process
Molecular function (GO): alcohol dehydrogenase (NADP+) activity
Source: RefSeq, a predicted model, not a curated record
CUCAGAAACGCAGCCAUGAGUAAGCUCAUCCGCCAGGUGUCGAUCGAAACGCCGGCCCCGAAGAUAAAGGACUGCGUGCUCAACCUGGUCGUACCAGUACCGGACACGCCGGCCCAAGGUGCCCGCAUUCUGGUGGUGUACGCGGGCGCCUGCUACCGCAAGAACCAGUCCACAUCGAUCUCGUCGAUCAGCAGCCAGCUAUCGGACACGGGCGACAUCACGACGUCGCUGUCGCUGCUCGCGAAGCAGAUGCAGGCCGGCAGCUUCUCGAGCAUCAGCGAGGAGGGUCCGGACAGUGUGCCUGCCCAGCACCACCAAACGUCGGUGGCGAUCCAGCACAAUCCGCAGGCGCACCAGGGUGUCCGGGAUGGCGCCCUGUUUCCCGGGUUCGAGGUGGCUGGCGUCAUCGAGUCGCUCGGCAGCGAGCUGAAACCGGACUGCGGAUUUAAGGUGGGCCAGCGGGUGAUCAUCUACCCGUACGAGGGCCUUCCGCACGGCUACUCGGAGCUGAUGGUGGUGCCGGACCUGCAGUACCUCAUUCCGAUCCCGGACGAGCUGUCGCUGAGUGUGGCCGCCACGCUGCCGACCGGUGCCCUGCUCGCCCAAAGUGCCAUCAUUGCCGCGCACAAGAUCGUGGACGAUCUGCUCAAGAGUCGACCGGGCGAGAAGGUGAAGAUUCUGAUCGUGGGCACGGGUGGGUUGGCCCUGUGGGCGGUCCGUAUCGCAGCGCAACACUUCUACACACCGGCCACCAAGGACAAGAUACAGAUCACCGUCGCCAGCCUGCGGGACGAGGGUUUCCUGGUGGCGAAGAAGUGCGAACGGGUAAACAUUGUCCAGUGGAACGAGGACCUGUACGAGAAGCAACUGAUCGAGCGCACACACGACGCCUGCGACGGUCUGGUGGACAUCGUCAUCGACUUCGGCACGACCUCGCGCAGCUUGCACCGGUCGAUGCAGUGCCUGACGAAGGGUGGUCACAUUUUCAUCAGCGACGAGGUGGCGGAGAAGCUGCUGCCGAAGUUUAGCAAGCGCGCCGAGGAACGCGGCCAGACGAUCGAGGCCUGCCCGACCGGCACGAUCGAGCAGCUGCACCAGCUGGUGAAGCUAGUUUCUUCCAAUGAGAUUGAACCACCGCCACACUCAGUAUUUCCCUCGGAAAAGGCCGCCGAAGUGGUGCAGAAGCUGGCCAGCUCGGAGAUUCCUGGACGUGCCAUCCUGAAAUUCCAUGAUAUCGAGUAAGCACCCCCAACAAAAACAACAACAACCACCACCUACCCAUCUGCACACGCACCAAAACGGGAUGAGAAGCAGGAAAGAUGCAAGAUUUAUGGCCGCAGGAGAAACCAGCAGCGAUUAGCGUUCCCCAUUUUCCCAGGAGCUCGCAUCGGAACUGUGUAGAGUUUGAUUUUUUUAUUGCUAUGUUCAAUCUUGUUUAGCUCGAGUUGCUGGAGACCACAUUAAGGGACAGGACUUUUUUCAGAACCUCUGACACGAGCGUGAAAUAGAAAUUGCUGGCAAAAGCAUGCAAGUCAUUGCGGAAGAAAAGCUUUUGGAACCCCAGUUGGGAAGGAUUUGGUUUUUCAAAAUUGAUUGUUUUUGAGCGAUCUCUUUUGAGAAACAAAAUAAUACCCAGCCGGUUUAAAUGUAAAAUUAGUGGCAUGUACCCUUAAUACCAUUUCCCAACCUGGCGCGCAAGGAAAGUACACAUUUAGAGCCAAUCCUUAAUGGCUUUAUCCAUGAACAACAUGCGUCUGUAGUUGGCUUACCGUUGUUCUUCCAUACACCUCAAUUCGCUGUCUUAUCGAAGUUCUUCUGUAUGUGUGUGUCCGUGUCCUUUCCAAACCAUCACAAAAUUGUUAUAUCAUGAAGUAUCGCCAGCCAAAAAUGUUGGAAAUAUUUCUUGUAGUCUGUAGAAGAAGAGGAUUGCGAAACACGAGAAGAACCGCGAAGUUGGUUAGAAGAUGGUUAAACCAAACGGGAUGAAUAGCUUUUACGUUACAAUCCCCUCUCUCUCUCUCUCAUCGUAGUGCGUGUGUGAGGAUUAAGGUUUUGUUUUUUUCUUUUCUUAAUUAUCUGAGGCGUUUUUGCUAAUUUAAAUGUGAUUUAUAUAAUACGAAUUUGCUUGGGAUUAUCUCUCCAUUGGGAGAGAAAACGAAAAACAAAAAACAAACACGAAUUAAACCCUCGCCGCAAAACCCGCAAAAGGAUGCAGACAGACUUAUGUGUUGAAGUGAAACCCGGCAGGAGAUGUGAAACAAAUGUUAGCAAUUAUAAAAGGACCUCAAAAAACACUGCGAAAUAGCAGGGGUAGAAAGUGGAGAAAACAAACGGUGAACCUAUAUUACGCUAACCCUUAUCAAUAACAGUAAAAAAAAAACAGAAA